Messenger RNA from Entelurus aequoreus (snake pipefish), 1191 nucleotides. Its product is annotated as endophilin-B2-like. Gene Ontology annotation, cellular component: cytoplasm. NCBI's taxonomy places the organism in Eukaryota, Metazoa, Chordata, Actinopteri, Syngnathiformes, Syngnathidae. Bases 411 to 1175 code for a protein of 254 amino acids. The record is from RefSeq and is a predicted model, not a curated record. The transcript is spliced from 8 exons. Gene Ontology annotation, molecular function: protein binding.
ACCCAAGAAGUUGAGUGACCCCUGAAUUAAACAUAGCGCUUCCGCUCGUGCCUUUAUUUUGAAGGUUAAAACCAGAAGUGAAUUGAACAAUCAGUCGUCUUGCCACUGUCAUAACCGCCACACGCCAAAGCGCCACAUCAAUAUAUCCAUAUUUCACUCAAUGUCGUAUUUGUAGCCAUUUAAUAUCAAGAGUUAUCGAAGUGAGCGAACAUGAAAGGAGGUUAAAUUUAAAAACAACAUGACGUCAUCUUCGCGGUGUUCGCUUGACUAAUCCGACCUCCAGGAGCAGGGCGGGCGGGCGGACACCCUUCACUCCACGGGCUUAGCCGGCUCGCUUUGCCGGACAUGUUGUAGUUUGUCCCGUAGACGUCCGUCCCGUGCAGGUGUGUCCAGGCUGAGAGGACGUCGUCAUGGAUUUGACGCAGUUGGCGGUGGAUGCUGGUCAGUUCAUCAACCGGGCCGUCCAGUACACGGAGGAGAGUCUUGGACAGGCCGAUAAGACAGAGUUGAACUCCGGCCUGGAGGAGCUUCUUACCCGGGCAGACACCACCAAGACUUGGACGGACAACAUCGUCUCUCAGACGGAAGCCAUGUUGCAGCCUAGCCUAGCGGCACGUCUUGAAGAGCGACUCUAUGAACACCUGGACUGGCCCCGCCCCCUUCGCCCUCACGCUCAUCAAGUCCUGGGAGAGCAAAUGAUGGAAGCUGGCUUUGAGAUGGGCAACAACACCCCUUAUGGCAGAGUGCUGCUCAGGUGUGGUGAGACCCAGAAGCAGUUUGGUGAGGCCCAAAGACAUUUUGUCCAAAGUGCCAACAUUCACUUUGUGACUCCUCUGCAACAUUUUACUAACUGUGACUACAAAGUCAUCCAGGAGGCACGCAGGAUGCUACUCAACAAGCGUUUGGACUUGGACAUCGCCAAGAGUAGACUUAGGAGAUCUCACCUGGCUCACCAGGAGUCCACGAGACUCAACAACACCCGGCAGGACGACUACAUGUCCUUCAUGUUCAGCUGUGUGCGAGUUGGCUGGCUGAAGAUGUGGGCUCAGGAAGUCUCUCAGGCGGAGAUGCAGCUGAAGAUCUGUCAGUCCUCUUUUGAUCGUCACACACAUGUGACACGACAACUUGUGGGAGAGUUACACAACACACAUGUAGGUAGAAACACACACAUAUAGUCAUAUUGUGGGAGAG